AUGUCUGGACGCCAGAAUAGAAGACGAGGAGAACAAGUCGCCGCAAUCGUUAGCCUCCUGGGCCAAGCGCUUGGACUGGACAGCAAGCAGAAGAGGAAGAAACCUGUACAAUGCUUCCGCUGUCAGAAGUUGGGACACUUCGCCGCGGACUGUACAGGAAGACUCGCGUGUUCGAAGUGUGCAAAGUCGCACCUCACACGCGACUGUACGAAGCCCAGGGAAGCCGCUGCUACAUGUUGUAAUUGCGGAGGUUCUCACGCCGUCAACCACCGUGGCUGCAGUUACCUCAAGAGCUGUCGUCGCGGGAAGGAGCGGCACAUACACCGACGGCGAAUUACUGCGCAAGAAGAGGUGACAAGAAAUCAAGAUGCUCUGUCCGCGCAUCGCGCCACUGGCACUUCUGCCGGUGCUGGCGCGAGUGGAGGGCCGCGAUGCUGCAACCCCUACAGCAUUCACAAGAUCGACGAUGCUGUUGCCAACGCAGUUGCUGCUCUCAAGUCUGCCAUGGCAGCGGAGAGCGCUGCACCUCAGGCCGAGGUGGACGAGGUACGCCUCCAGCUCGCGCAGCUCCGCGAGUUGCUGGCCAGCAAAUCUCGCAAGGGGCGAGAUGUUACGACUGCCACCAUCGCCACGCAGACGGACGCUCUCCCGGCUCAUGCGGUAACGCAGUAUGCUGUGGGGACGCCCAUGGAUGUGGCAAACGAGAUGAUUGCCCCCUCCUCGAAGGAGGAGGACCGGCGGAAACAAGAUUCCGAGCCAGCUCCACCAGCAAUGCGAGAUGACGUGACCAAAGGCAUCGAAACGUCCGCCCGACCUUCCGAAGACAAGGCGGGACUGCCGCUGCUGGGAGAUGAAGUCACAACUGCUGCGCCCAUCCAAGAACAGGACACAGAAGAUGGAGUCCACACGCCGCCAGCAGAGACAGAGAUCACUGCGCCAGAACUGCUGAAGAUGGUCGCAAAAUCAUUGCGUAACAAGACGUUCGCGCAUCUCAAUACACCGUACCUCUUACCGCCUCCAAUGUUUCUAAACCACCUCUACCCCAUAAGCCUUAUGAUUUCGGCUGGGCAAUUGCAAAUCUGA
Schistocerca gregaria is the source of this 1083-nucleotide messenger RNA. RefSeq lists its product as uncharacterized. Gene Ontology annotation, molecular function: nucleic acid binding; zinc ion binding. The transcript has a single exon. Lineage: Eukaryota; Metazoa; Arthropoda; Insecta; Orthoptera; Acrididae. The record is from RefSeq and is a predicted model, not a curated record. Bases 1 to 1083 code for a protein of 360 amino acids.